This is a messenger RNA of Seriola aureovittata, 2754 nucleotides long. Its product is annotated as carboxypeptidase Q-like. NCBI's taxonomy places the organism in Eukaryota, Metazoa, Chordata, Actinopteri, Carangiformes, Carangidae. Gene Ontology annotation, biological process: proteolysis; peptide catabolic process. The transcript has 11 exons. The record is from RefSeq and is a predicted model, not a curated record. Gene Ontology annotation, molecular function: metallodipeptidase activity. The coding region runs from base 127 to 1593 and encodes 488 amino acids.
GUUGAAAUCACGAGCACGGAAACUCUUUAUAUUCCGGUGUUCAUGUUGCGUUCCUUGUUACUAAAUUACUCUUUUUAAAGUCUUGUAACGUCAACGAUAACAAAGACUCUAACUUUGGCCUGAAGGAUGACUUGGGAGGGGAGACUGCCUUUCCUAGGAUCCCUCUUCAUGUUUCUCUGCAUGUUGUCAUCUCUGUGUGACUCUCACCCUCACUCUGCUUGGCCCCUGAGUUCAAGGGCUGUGGCCGGGGCCGCAUCCAAUGAUACUGCAAGGAAAGUUGCAUAUAUAGCAGCAGAGGUAGCAGGCUAUGCUGAUGUGGUAAAACAGAUCAUUGACCUGGCCGUAUUCGGUGCUGCCCAGAAUCGGUCUUACAGACGGCUGGCCGACUUCACCGACACCAUAGGGAACCGUGUCAGUGGCUCACACAACCUAGACAUGGCUAUCAAAUACAUGUACAAUGCUAUGACACAGGAUGGGUUGGAUGUCCAUCUGGAGCCUGUCAAAAUCCCACACUGGGUGAGAGGGGAGGAGAGUGCAGAAAUGAUUGUGCCCAGGGUUAAAAAUCUGGCUAUACUGGGACUGGGUAGCAGUGUAGGAACACCACCUGAAGGUAUCAAGGCAGAAGUGUUAGUGGUUCAGUCUUUUAAGGAAUUGAAGCGAAGAGCCAGUGAUGCCGUAGGGAAGAUUGUUGUCUUUAACCAGCCAUUUGUCAGCUAUUCGGAGACGGUGGCUUAUCGUGCUUAUGGUGCCUCAGAGGCAGCUAAAGUGGGAGCUGUGGCCACACUCAUUCGAUCUGUCACUCCGUUCUCUAUUAACAGUCCCCACACAGGUUGGCAGGACUACCAGGAUGGAGUGAGGCGCAUCCCUACAGCCUGUAUCACUGUGGAGGAUGCUGAGCUGAUGUGGCGUUUGGGGCAGAGGGGGCAGAAGAUCGUGGUCAGACUCACCAUGGGAGCCAAGACUCUGCCGGACGCUGACUCUUUCAACACAGUGGCUGAGAUAACGGGGUGGCAGCACCCUGAGCAGGUCGUCUUACUGAGUGGUCACUUGGACAGUUGGGAUGUGGGCCAGGGCGCCAUGGAUGAUGGAGGUGGAGCAAUGAUUUCCUGGGAGGCCCUGUCACUCAUCAAGGACUUAGGUUUGCGUCCAAGGAGAACCCUGCGAACAGUGCUGUGGACAGCUGAAGAGCAGGGUGGAGUUGGAGCACAGCAGUACUACAAUCUACACAAGGUGAAUCUGUCCAACUUUGACCUCGUCAUGGAGUCUGACUUGGGAACUUUCACCCCAGAGGCUCUGCAGUUUACAGGCAGUGAUGUGGCACGACAGGUGAUGGAAGAAGUGGUCAAACUGUUGGCUCCCAUUAAUACAACCAAACUGGAAACACAUGGAGAAGGGACAGACAUCUCACCGUGGAUGCAGGCAGGAGUACCAGGUGCCAGCCUCCAUGUGGCAGACAGUCGAUACUUUUGGUUCCACCACAGUGAGGGUGAUACCAUGACCGUUCAGGACCCUCGAGACAUGAACCUCUGCUCGGCAUUGUGGGCCGUUGUUGCCUAUGUCGUGGCAGACCUGCAGGACAUGCUGCAUAGGUAGCCAGUUAGCGCGCAGUAUUCUUAGCCUGCAGAGGACAGGAGGACAGGAUGGUCACUCUGAAUUGCUGGUUGAUUCCAAAACACAAGGUAGAAUCCCACUUUUUAAAAAACAAUUGAGAUUGACUAGAGUUAAAUUUUCUCAGUCAGUUUCGGUUUACAAAUUUAAUGUGAAUUGAUUUUGGAUUAUAAAAGAUGAAAAAAAAUGUUUUCCUCUGUACUUGGUACAUGGUAUCAGUGUUGUAAAUUAAUUACAGUAUAUCCAGAUUUAAACCUGGGCUCAUUUUACAACAAAAUUAAAUGCAUACAUUAGUAAUGACUUAAAACAUGUUUCAUAUGAAGAGUUAUUAGAUUUGCAAAGUGUUGUAGCUGAGGACGGUGCCAUGAUUAUUUUGAAUCUACUACAGUCCAGUCAGAGUCCAGAUCAGGACCAAAGAAAGGGCAUGUGAGGUUUUAAUUACAAAACCAAGAGCAAAUUAAUAUCAAUGUGAUACUGCUAGUUAGUCAUUUUAGUGAUUUUCAGAAGAACAUUAUGCUUAGAAUAAGGGGAAAAUUGUAUUUUUUUUUUUAAGUGAGCUGAUUCUGUAGUGCUGGUUUAUCGUCUAAGACAAGACCAAGAGAAUGAAAGCUGUGUAUACGAUAAAAGACUUUCUCAGGUACUGUAUUUGUCUUAAUGCCUUAAUAUAGUGUGCUGCAAAAAGGAUGAAGACAAAGAAUUAUUUAUUGGUCUGUGAAAGUGUAGAAAUUACAAGGGUGAGAAAGUCAGAAAUUGCCCAACCCUGAGGGAGAGAGAGCAUUAUCAGUAAAGCUGGGCUACAGUCAGAUACAGCAAACAAACAACAAUGAAUGACUGAGCAUGUUGAGAAAUUGGGGAGGUGUUUACCAUGCUUCUGGUCAGUUUCCAGCGUUAUCUUAAGGACGAAACUCAUCUUUAAAAGUGAUAUUUUUUUUCAACUGUUUGUCACAAUAUUGUGGUCAAUAUUCAAAGUAUUAUAGUUCCUGCCUACAUUGUGUUUAAUUAAGUCUCAGCACAUUUUUUUCUCCUAAUGUCACUCUCAUGUAAUAUUCUGGAAAAUGUUAUACCAAAAAAUCCUUGCUGUGUUGUAAUAUCGUCAAUAAAGUAUGAAUCAUUGUUUUAUGCAGUCACUCCCAUCUGCUCAUAUGA